Funneliformis geosporum is the source of this 1215-nucleotide messenger RNA. The record is from the annotation of a GenBank genome assembly. NCBI's taxonomy places the organism in Eukaryota, Fungi, Glomeromycota, Glomeromycetes, Glomerales, Glomeraceae.
CUCUGAAUGGCCAAGAAGCAAAAGAAAUUAUAAAAAACUGGUUGCCGGUUGAUAUCUAUAUUGGUGGUCAAGAACACGCUAAUUUACAUUUGCUAUAUGCUCGCUUCUGGCACAAGCUUCUUUAUAAGACGGGUGUAGUUUCACAACCAGAACCAUUUCAAAGGUUUAUUUGCCAAGGUAUGAUUUUAGGAACGGAUGGGGAAAAGAUGUCAAAAUCACGAGGUAAUAUUAUUAACCCCAACGAGUUAGUGGAAAAAUAUGGCGCUGAUGCUCUACGACUUUACGAAAUAUUUUUAGGUCCACCUGAACAGACUACUAAAUUUGACCUGAAUGGAGCAAUCCUCACUGGUAUUCGCAACCCCGCAAUAGAAAAUGCUUAUUAUGAAAUGGUUAUGAAAUCUAACAUUUAUUAUGAAAAAAAUAAACUAAAUUUGGUGGUUUCCUCUUUAAUGGUUUUUAUUAACGAGUGCUAUAAAGUAGAAAUGAAAUGCAUGCCCACCGAAUGCUUUCUUGGGUUUUUGAAACUAUUGAAUCCGCUCGCUCCCCAUCUCAUAGAAAAAUUCUCAAUUUCUCCUUCCGCACAAUUAAACCUUAUAGUGCAAAUUAAUGGUCAAAAAGAAGCAGUGAUUUUAGCAAAUAAAGACGCCGACCAGAAGGAGAUAGAAGCAUUAGCCAAAAACGACCCAAAGAUAAAACACGCUUACCAAGAAAUCAGAAAAGAAAUUACUAAUUCACCUGAAAUCCAAUUAGUUGACCCGAGUGUUGCCCGCAUUAUCCAAGAAGGUGGCGAAAUUAGUGAGGAUUUGAAAAAGGCUAAAAUAAUUUUCUUUCCUAUCAAUAAUUCCGAACAACACGAAACCGGAGACACCGGAAGCCAUUGGACUUUAUUAGUUUUUGCAGGAGAUGAAUUAGGUAUAUUUUUUAAUUAUAAUUCUUUGGAAUUUUCGACUACUCCGGAAAAUGCUAUGAAAGUAGCAGAAAAUUUUCACAAGAAAGCAAAUUUAACAACUUUAAUUAACGUCGAAAAUGUGAAAGAAAUUCCUCGGCAAACCAAUAAUGCUGACUGUGGAGUUUAUGUCAUUGCUUACACCCGAGCCUUAAUUAAAAAAUACCAAGAAAGUCAACCAGUGGAAGAAGGUUCGUUUAGUAUAAGUUUGGACGAAAAAGACUUAAUUUUCCCCAUUGCCGAAGAAAGACAAAAAUUAAAAGCAGUUG